CCGACUGCGCUGCCGCCGCCGCCUCCCGUAUAUAAGCCACCGCGAGUCCGGUCGCCAGCCCAGUGCCAGCUCGGGAGCCGCUGUUUCCUUCCUUCGCUUUCUCCCUGCGUCCUCAGUCCCUGCUGGUCCGGGACAUCCCUCUCCCUCUGAGCAGCACUUGCUGGUGCAGCCACCUGCCUCUGUCACCCCCAGUGCCUCCCUUCUUCCCACCUCUGCUGGACCUAUGAAGAAAACCAAUAUGUGGCUUUUGGAUCGUCUGAGAGGGUCUGGAGAGAACGGUGCCUCCCGCGGAGCGGAUGGGGACCGGUCCUCUAAGGGGCCCCUCUACAGCAAUGUACUCACCCCAGAUAAGAUCCCCGACUUCUUCAUUCCUCCGAAGCUUACCUCAGGGCCCGGCGAAGGUCAGGCGGAGGGGGCCGCUAUGGGUUCAGGUUCAGGCUCCAGCUCCCCGCACUUGGGAUCAUCAACCUCUGAACAAAACUUGGCCUCUGGCAGCAGCGGGGCGCGAAAGGCCCAACGAAGCCCCCGUUUGCCCGCAAAGCUAGCAGCCGAGAGUAAGAACUUGCUGAAGGCAGCCAGCCGGCACGUGAUCCAGAUCGAGAGCGCUGAGGACUGGCAGCCAGAGGAAGAGGAGGAGGCGGUGGCCACCAAUGCUGACCCCCAGGCUCAGACCGCCAUGUCUUUGCCCUACGUACCCAAGGCCCAGACAUCCUACGGGUUUGCCACUCUGAUGGAGAGCCCCCACACCCGGCGCAAGGAGUCACUCUUCCACAGUGAGCACACCGGUCUGGCCCAGGCCGGAUCCCCCGGUGCCCUUCGAAGAGCUGGGACCAAGGCCAAUGGCGAGGGCACCUCCCGGGCCGAAGGUCUGAUGAGCCCCUACCGAUACUUCAGCGGCGGGGAGAGCGACACAGGCUCGUCAGCCGAGUCGUCCCCCUUUGGCUCACCCCUGCUUUCACGCUCGGUGUCUCUGCUCAAGGUUUUUGCCCAGGAUGGGCAGGCCAAGGUGAGCCAGCUGAGGCACUCUGUGGGCCGUCACAGCUCCUUGUCCACGGAUGACAGCUCUGCCGACGUCAGCCCCAGCGCCCGCCGCCGAGCCCGCCGGGGCACUCCAACGGGCCCAGAGGCCAGCGGUGAAUCCGCCUCCACCCCUCGGGGCGAGCACACUGUACGUCUGGGCAAACGCGGGAGCCUCCGCCUAGCAGCUGAGUAUGAUCCGGCCCGUGCCCGCCUGAGAGUGAGGCUGCUGGCCGCCGAGGGCCUCUAUGACCGUCUCUUUGACACCCGAAGCAUCAAUUGCUGUGUGGGCCUCUGUCUGACACCUGGGAAGCUACAGAAGCAGCGGAGUACCAUCAUCAAGAACACUUGGCACCCCAUCUUCAACGAGGACUUCUUCUUCGAUGGCCUGUGCCCCUCUAGUGCCCGCAAGCUGGCUCUCAAGCUCAAAGUGGUGAACAAGGGAGGCAGCCUGAAGAGGGAUACCCUGCUGGGAGAGAAGGAGGUGCCCCUCACGGCCCUGCUCCCAUUCUUGUGAAGGCCCCCCCAACCCAGCCCCCCAUCUCAGAGGAGGGGGUGGGGAACCCCUCUCUGACCCAUUCCUACCCUAGGUGCUCCUCUCAGUUCCUUCCACAUUUCUGCCCCACCUGCCCACCCAGGGAAUGUGGGGAAACUCCAAGCCCACAGCACUGAGAGCUGCAUGCCCAGGGUGAGGGAUGCAGGGGGUCCCAGGAGGGAUUGGGGGUAAGGGAGAAAAAUGGUCCUCACACCCAGCCACCUGGCUGUGCUUUAGUCCCAGGUCACUAUAAGAAACCAGAGUGUCAUUUUCACUCAUUUAUAUGGGGGUGGGGAGGGGGAGGGGCUGAGACAAUAGCACUGGGCAGUGGUGAGAGCCCCAGAUUUGGAGUCAGGAUGAUCUGGCCUCAAGUUCCACCUUUGCCUCUUGCUCUCUAGGAGAUCUUGAGCAAGUCUCUUCUCUCUGGCCUCAGUUUGCUCAUCUGUAAAAUGAAAAUGUUGGACUAGAUAAUUUCCAAGAUCUGUUCCUGGUCUAAAUCCCGUGACCUGGUCCAAGGGUCUCACGUCCCUCUGGCUGGGGAAGGAGACUUGUUGAUAGAUGGGGAGGAGACAAGCAGACAAAAAACAGACUGGAUUCUUUCCAGUGUGGAAAAGGGGGGGGUAACCUCUCAUUUUUUUCUACCCCCCUCUAUAAUCCUAAGAAGACGGUACCUUCUUCCUCCAAACCCUUUCUGCAUAGUUUUAAAUUGGGUUGCUGAAGACCUGCUGGAAUUUGGGCAUCUCAAGUCAGGGAGGAACUGCUGGGGGAGGGGGGGGGCGGGGGAGGCUAAUGGAAGGCCCUUGGUACUGUGUAGGGAAAGGAAUGAGAUCCCUUCUAGGGCUGUCAAGGGCCUGCCUUUGUCACCCUGGUUGACCCCAGCUCUGCUUCCCCAGGAGCACCCAGGUGAGUCCCCCGGAUCAGCUGAUCCUGGGCUGGGAAACCUCCCAUCUCCAGAAGCCCUUCCUAGCUCUACUCCCUGCCCUAGUGGAUAAUGAUUAAAGGGAUGACUUCUGGGAAUGGUCAGAAGCAAAGGUUGGGUUCUAGAGCUAAGAGAAACCUUAGAGCUUAGUGGGACUAUCUAGCCCAACCCCCUUUGUUCUACAGAUGAAGAAGCUGCAAUUCAAAGAGAAUGAGUUCCUUGAGGUCACACAACAAGACAGUGUUAGAAUCAGGGCUGGAACGCUGGGUUCUAGACAGGGCUGCUCUCACUCUAGGGCACUCUAGUGCUGAGAUCAGCCUGGAAAAAGCCCUGGGAAGCAAAGAUUGAAGGAUUGCUUUUGCCUCAUCCCCUGGGGGAUGGAGGCAGCCAGUAAAUCUGCCUGCCUUCACAGUCGGCCCCGCCCUCCCCUCCUCCGGCCAGGGGGUGCUUUGUCAGUAUUUAAACCCUCCGCUCCCCAGCCGGGGAGCCAUUGAGUCCUACGCACUCCUGGCCGGCCCCCUUGCCUCCUAUUAUUUUCCACUCCAUGGUAUCCGUGUCCUCUGUCCCUUGUCUCCCUGCAUGAUGCCUGGCUAAUGCCUGAGAGAGCGCCAUGGGGCCCCAUACUGUGCCCGGUCUCCAGGGCCCAUGCUUGGCUCCCCAUCCUCUUGCACACGGCAGAUGGCAGCCGUAGGCCUUGCUGUGCACAGCUAUUUAUACUUGGAGAGUGAUUGACAUCUCCCCGUGUUUUAUUCUGCGUGUGUAAAUAUGUUUUGGAUACAGUCUGGGUGGGUAUAGUGAUUUGUCAUGGCUUUUUUAUUUUUAUUUUUUGUAGUUCUGAGGCCUUUAAGAAGUCUCUGCUGGUCCCUGGGGGCAGGUGGAGGGAAUUCCCAGCUCGGCCAAGGACUGGAAGCAGCUUGGGAUGGUUGCCAGGAUAACUCCGAUCCCGUUCUGGGAUGGGGACCUGGCAUUCCUUCCCAAUUCCUCACUCUCUUGGCACCCCUUUGGAUGGCUAGCCAACAAUCCCCAGAGCUCUCCACUGGGGCCUGAGCACAAGGUGUCCCUUUCCCCCAAACUCCCAGGUGGGGGAGUGGGGACUAGCAAACAGCUGUCCCUUGCUUGGUGGGCAAGGCUGGCCAGUCCCUCUCUUCCACAGUUGGCCUCUGCCUCCAUAUCCUGACUGGGGUCGGGGUAGCUCGUGACAGCCAGAGCCCCCUCCCCCACAACAAGUAGGGGGGAGAUUCUUGGCUUCCAGAAUCUUAAAAUGUCAGAGCCAGAAGGGGCCUGACCAUAGACUCCAGCCAGCCCUGUAAUUUUAACGAUAGGGAAACUGAGGUGAUUUACCUGAGAUACAUGUGGUGAUUCUGGCAGUAGAGAACCAAAGCCCAGACUUCCUAGCUCUAGGUCUGGGGCUCAUUAUUUCUGCCACCUGUUGGUUGGCUGGGAUUGGUAACUGAUCUUAAUCCUUCCAGUGGCUGGAAGAAGCCCACUUGGGAUGUGAGGAGGGCUGAGGUAAGAAAGCUGUUAAAAGGGGCUGAGCUUAGGGUCUCUAGGUGAUACGUUCCUGAACUCCAUUCCCUAAACAGAGCAGGUAUAUGUGGGGCACUCGAAGGGUGCUUUGUCUGACACCCUCAGUGCUUGGAAAUCAACACCUGCUCAUCCCAGCAGAGACCCUGGGGCUCUAGGUACCUCCCAUGCCCACUGCUCCCCAACAAACUUGUCUUCUGCUGGCACCUGCCAAGUGGGCAAAAAACACCCCCACCCUCUUUCUCUCUUGCAGUUGUUUUGAUGUUUCAACUUUGCUGGUAACUUUUAAAGUGAACUCUACCCACCUAUCUACGAGUACGUGUGUCCGUGUGUUUAUAAAUGCAUUUUUAGUGCAAUAAAGGUAUUUCCAAAACAA
This is a messenger RNA of Dromiciops gliroides (monito del monte), 4371 nucleotides long. RefSeq names its product C2 calcium dependent domain containing 4C (gene C2CD4C). Lineage: Eukaryota; Metazoa; Chordata; Mammalia; Microbiotheria; Microbiotheriidae. The transcript is spliced from 2 exons. The record is from RefSeq and is a predicted model, not a curated record. The coding region runs from base 224 to 1534 and encodes 436 amino acids.